This is a messenger RNA of Cyclocybe aegerita, 1170 nucleotides long. The record is from the annotation of a GenBank genome assembly. NCBI's taxonomy places the organism in Eukaryota, Fungi, Basidiomycota, Agaricomycetes, Agaricales, Hemipholiotaceae.
AUGAGCACCCGCUUCCAAACUCGCACAUACACCUUCGACCCGCGGCCCGCCUACCCGCUCCUCACAGUCGCGAAGCGCUACUGGCGGGCCCCCGCCUCCACCUUUAACUCUGACUCUUACUCGCCCGACUCUUACUCGCCCGACUCUGAACCCUUGGCAGACCCCGACCCCGACCCCGACGCGCUCACGCUGAUCUUCGCGCACGGAGGGAGCUUCCACAAGGAGCAGUGGGAGCCGACGAUUGAUGAUUUGUGGGUGUUGCUUGAGGGCGGUGUAAAUAUUAAUGAAGAGGGGAAGGAGGGAAAUGGGCAUGGGAAGAAGAAGAGACCGAAGGUCCGCGAGGUCUGGACGAUCGACGCUGCGAACCACGGUGCAGCCGCGAUCCUGAACGAGGGCACGCUCAAGCUCGGGUACGAGUCCAUAUUCGGAUGGGAAGAGUACGCCCGGAGCAUCCACCUGCUCCUCUCCGGGCUCGGUACAGGGCUCGCCGGCGUCGACUUCUCAACACACAACCUCGUCGGGAUCGGGCACUCCAUGGGUGCCGUCUCCUUAACACUAACCCUAGGCUACACCCCCCCACGCCCCUUCCGCUCCUUCAUCCUCGUCGAGCCCAUGAUUAUGGCCCCCGCGUUCGGCUCCGGGGCCGUGCGCAUGCUCGUCAGCGGCGGCGAGAAGCGGCGGGACAUCUGGCCUUCGCGGGCGGAGGCGUACGCGCUCUUGCGGGCGCGCGGGACGUGGAAGGCGUGGGACGAGCGGGUGUUGAGGCUGUAUAUGGAACACGGCCUGAGGGACCUCCCUACGCUCGACUAUCCCGACCAGACGGGCGUGACGCUGAGCUGUACGAAAGCCUCGGAAGUGGCAUGCUACCGCGACCCCAUCGGCUCUCUCCGCCUCUACUCCAACCUCCAGAGCGUCAUCUCACGUGUACCGACACACCUGAUCUACGGAGCCAUUGACGAUUACCUCCCAGAAGAAGUGAAAAGAGACGUUGUCGAGAACGCCGCGGGCGGACUGCAGAACUUGGGAUCAUUCGCCAGGGUUGAAAGCGCCGGUCAUUUGGUCCCCCAACUCAACCCGCGCGGCCUCGCCUCCAAGAUCUACGACGCCCUCGUCAUAAUCUCGAAUUCGAACUCCAACUCGGGCUCGAGGAGACAGCCAUCAAGGCUCUAG